Messenger RNA from Ylistrum balloti, 1146 nucleotides. Its product is annotated as ADP-ribosylarginine hydrolase Tri1-like. The coding region runs from base 1 to 1146 and encodes 381 amino acids. The transcript has 9 exons. The record is from RefSeq and is a predicted model, not a curated record. Lineage: Eukaryota; Metazoa; Mollusca; Bivalvia; Pectinida; Pectinidae.
AUGGCGACGUUCUCAAACCCGCUCAGCGGGAAAUUGAAACCAACAUCCACACCGACAAAGAGAUAUCACCCUUACACUCGGAUGAUCAGGAAGGAAGUUCAUCGUGUUUAUGACAGAAUAUAUGCCACCGUCUAUGGUCAUUGUAUUGGAGAUGCCCUCGGUUUGCUGACAGAGACUUUGACAAGAGAUGAGACAAAGAAGAAAUACAAGGAAGUGUACCAUAAGUUUGAACUGGUUCACAAGAAAAUAUUGCCAGACAGUCACAGGAGAAAGUGGAAGAUUGGAGACUGGACGGAUGAGUCGGACAUUAUGAUCCUAAUUUUACAAUCAAUUCUCAAGAACAAAGGAGAGGUAAUACCAAUUGACUUUGCGAAGCGGUUGAUUGAGUGGUCAGAACAUGGAUUUCCAGAGCUUGGAGAUGUGUGUGGUCUCGGACCAUGUCCUCAGGUUAAAGCUGUAAUCAAUCACCCACAGUUCUCAGAAACUCCUGAAAAAGCAGCAGAAAUUGUGUGGCGAGAUUCUCGUAAAUUGCUGGCUACUAACAGUGCUAUAUCUCGGACAGCAGUGAUAGGUGUUCACUGUUACCACACCAUAGGGAAGGUCAUCAAACACACACUGGACAUCUGUAAAGUCACACACCCAGAUGUAAGGUGUCAAGCAUCCUGUGUGGCAGUCACUGUUGCUAUAGCCCUAAUGCUGCAGAAAAAUGAACGACAUAUAAAGAAAAAUGGCAACUACAAUGUGGAUGGUAUCAUUGAUGAAACCUACAAGUACGCUGCCAGGAUACUAAGCACAGCAGAGGAGGUAAAGGAGUUGAAACGCUAUAUGUCCUAUUGCUCCCUGAAGGACCUGAAGCUUGAUGAGCCUGGACGUGCUAACUACACCUACAAGACCCUAGGGGUGGGGCUGUGGGCACUUCGUCAGAAGGAUUUCAGACAAGCCAUACAAGAUAUAGUGCUAGAGGGAGGCGAUGCUGAUGCCAAUGCUGCUGUGGCUGGAGCUCUACUGGGUUGUAAACUAGGGGUGGAGGCUAUCCCCCCAACAUGGAUAGAAUCUCUCAGUCAUCGUAUGUGGCUUGAUGAUAUACUGGAUGGGUAUUUUGAUAUUUUGGAAGGGAGGAAAACAUCUAAAGAAACAACGUUGUGA